Molecule: messenger RNA, 1650 nt
Organism: Sorghum bicolor (sorghum)
Lineage: Eukaryota; Viridiplantae; Streptophyta; Magnoliopsida; Poales; Poaceae
Product: probable WRKY transcription factor 17
Exons: 3
Coding region: 16-1332 (438 amino acids)
Biological process (GO): regulation of DNA-templated transcription
Cellular component (GO): nucleus
Molecular function (GO): transcription cis-regulatory region binding; DNA-binding transcription factor activity
Source: RefSeq, a predicted model, not a curated record
CGAUCCGAAUCCGACAUGCCAAUCAUAUCCCCAAUAAUCUCUAGUCCCAAAACCCAAACAAUCCGGCUGCACCUGCAACAGGCAUCCCCUCCCCUCCCCUUCGCUCCCCUUGUUUUUGUUUCCGUCGUUGUCGUCGCCGUUAUAAAGAGGGGCAGCUCCCUGCGCCGUUCGCCUCAUCACUCCCUCACAAACCCAGUCACCCACCUCCCCCACUUGCCUCUUCUCCUCUCCCAGCAGCAGCAGCAGCGACGCAGUCCUGCGGCACUGCCUCCAGUUUCGCAGCACCAUUCCCAUAGGCGGCCAUCGCUGUUGAUCACCCGGCGGCCCUCCUUCCUGCCAUCCAAACCUGCUCUAAGCCUGCGCAACAGCAACGAACGUACAGAAGACGUCGAUCGAUCGAUGGCCGCCAGCGUCGUCGACGGCAAUGGAGGCAGCGGAGGGCUGGUGGUGACGGAGCUGGGCCACGUCAAGGAGCUAGCGAGGCAGCUGGAGGCGCAGCUGGGCGGCUCCUCGCCCGACCUCUGCAAGCACCUCGCCUCGCAGAUCUCCUCCAUCGCCGAGCGCUCCAUCAGCCUGCUCAUCACCACCUCCUCCGGCCUCGCCGGCGCCCGGAAGCGCUCCGCCGUGCCCUUCGUCAAGGGCACCAAGAAAAGGAAGACCAUGGACAAGAAGAGGCAUGAGGUGAGGGUGAGCUCGGCGGCCGGCGACCACCCGGCCGACGACGGCCACAGCUGGAGGAAGUACGGCCAGAAGGACAUCCUUGGAGCCAAGCACCCAAGGGGAUACUACCGCUGCACGCACCGGCACUCUCAGGGAUGCGCGGCGACGAAGCAAGUGCAGCGCACCGACGAGGACCCGACCUCCUUUGACGUCGUCUACCUCGGCGACCACACCUGCGUUCAGAGCCAGUGGGCGGCGGCGGCGGGCCAGGCUGCCGCGGACGCGCUGGCGCCGGAGUACAACGGCAAGCCGGGCACCAACCUGACGGUGAAGACCGAGGGGCCGACCGUGGAGCCAGCUGAGCAGCAGGUGCAGGGCUGGGACGCGCCCACGCCCUUCUGCUUCUCCUCCACGCCGGCGACGGCGACGGCGAGCUGGUGCCUCGUGCCGGAGCUCAGCCCCCCUUUCUCCGCGCCGUCCACGUCCAACAACUGGGGCGUCUCCCCGGCGACCUCGGACUCCAACCACGUCGUCUCUUUCCCGCCUUUCGAGGUCGCCGGCGACGACGUGCAGUUCGGCCGGUUCGAAGAAGUCAUGUCAGCGAUCGACAGAGCCGACGGCGACGGGUUCCUCGACGACCUCGACAUUGACGUCUCAAGCUUCUUGGUGUGAUCUGAGUGUAAUGCAACUGAUGAACACUAGGAAAUGGGAAUCUGAGGCAGGCAGCUGGGCGAUGUGGCAUUCUGGCCUCCCUUCGGUUGCUCUGCCGUUUGUCCAGGGGCAGAGGAGGGAAGAACGCAGCAUGUUCCUCGUUCAGUGGCAGUGCCUGUCAUAAACCUUAGAAUAUCAGAGUAGUGAGUGCCCCUUAUGUCUUUUUUUCGGUCGAGGGUUGCAAGUAAAUAGUAAUUUCGUAAUAGUGCUGUCAAUUUUUAAGCUAAACAUGUUAGUUUCUUCUUGUGAAUUUAAUAUCUUCCAACAAUUUGCGUGAUA